AACUCUAUGCAGAAGGUUCUGGAACAGUGCUAUACCACUGUCUCACUGACAUUUGCUUGCUCCCCACCUACAGGCUAUGCACUAGAGAAGAAAAUCAUCAAAAGCAAAGUGGGGCAAAAAGUCGGCCUCCCUUGUUGUCAUGAGAUUCCCAGCUCAGAAAGCCUACACAAUUACCGGGUCUACUGGCAGAAGAACAUCACAGACGUAGUGCUCGCCUACGCAGAGGGGAAGAUCCUCUCUGACCACGUACAGUUUCUCCCGCGGUACAAGAACCGGACAGAGAUGGACCCCAGGAACCUCACCCUGUGGAUCUCCCCUGUGGAAAUCCUGGACAAUGGCUCCUACCAGUGUGUAGUUCAGCACCUCAAAUAUUUGCAGAACUCAUUUGUUUUGUGUGAUGAGCGUGUCACCCUCUUUGUUACAGCUGACUUCAGUGAGCCGAACAUAACAGCAGAAGUAUCCGCUAAUACUUGUGAAUCAACUGAGAUGGUGGUAAGAUGUUCUUCUCACGGAGGUUUCCCCAAGCCCAAAAUCUCUGGAGCCCUCAACAACGUGUCCGUGGUGUGGAAUGUCAGCUGGGUGUCUGAGUCCCUCAGCCUCUACAACGUCACCGCUGAAGUGCGGCUCAACGUGACCAAAGACGUCGAAUUCACCUGCUCCAUUGAAUAUGAUGGCUUUGCCAAGUCCACCACUUUGCUUCUGACCACAAAUUUCUGCGUUGUCCCUACUGUACCUCCAUCGUAUAAUGUCAUUACUGCUUCAAGUAUCAUCAUUGUCAUCUUCCUUUUGGCUGUCAUCCUAGCAGCAAGAUACCUCCUAAGGCAUGUCUGUUCUUGCUGUUCUAAGCCUUGGGACUCGGUGGAAGAGGGCACGAGAGAAUGUACAGAGCUGCCUGUGAGCUCUCAAGUGACAUCUGAGACAUCCUUUGUAUGACUGGAUUGCAUCUGCAGGUUUCUUAUCCUGUGUAUUCCACACUGCAGUCCCCACUGUCAUUGUCCAGCAAUGCUUAUUGCGUUGACCCUUUGGCUCUCUGAAAGGGGACGACAGCAGUAGAAAACAGCUCAAGAAGACUGACAACAUAAUCUUGUGUGAACCAAAACCAAAGCCCACCUAAGCCACGGAAGCUUGGGGGUGGUCUUGUUACAACGGGGUCGCUGGAAUUCCAAAUGGGCGGACCCUCUCUGUUCCUGCAGUGGGGCAGAAGAGUGUCAUCAGCCUCGACAGCCCAGUUCAAGAGUCUGGGAUCCUCUGGCUUCGACUCUGCCUCGACGAAAAUCAGGGAGCCUGCAGAGCCCACACCCACCUACCCCGUUAGUAACACAGAGCUGGCCUUUGGGAGACCCCAAACUCCGACACACACUCUCAAAUCAGGCUGUGCCUCCAUGUUGCGACUGGGAACAGCUAAAACUUCAUUCAUAUUCAGCCUCGCAUGGGUAUCCUCCAGGACUGUUCUUUGUGCUGGAGGACUUUGGAUUUUGACAUGACCGUUACGGACACGUCCCUUCUCCCCUAAAGAGGCAAUAAUAAUGCACACACUUUUCAUGAAAAAAGCACCUUGAGGUGGGACUACAUGCCUCGUGCUUCUUUUCAGUGCUAUGAGACUUUUUAGGGAAUGAUCCAUACUGACAGCACACCUAACAGCUAACUCAUAUUGCUUAUCUGCAGCAGUGGCAGAAGUUCUCAUAACCUUUCUCUCCUGAAAGGAUGGCCUUGCCAACCCAGGCACCAAGAUACAGCUCCUCCAUUAAUUUCCUCAGAGAUACAGCAGCACAUCUGACACAGCACAGCCCGCCGCGUGUGUGUGGGCACACCUUUGCACAUACACACACACAAGCUUUUUUAUCCAUUCCUUCCCACCCAUGCUUCUAAAGCCCCAUUUAAAUUUCUGUAGCACUCAGUGGUUAUUUCAUAUGUAUCUACUGUAAUGAAAUGUAACUCAGGGUCUUGUUUCAUAAACAUAGGUCUGCUUUUGUUUGUACAUUUGCCUAGGAAUGCUUGUCAGGGUAGGCUCUCCAGAUUCUCGGAAGUCUCUCCCGGCAGCAUAGGGAUUUACUUGGUGUUGAAUACUGCUGCUUUCUGCCAGCGUUCUCUUGAAGUUCCCUACAGGAUGCUAACAUUGGAUAGGACUCAUCUGAUCUGGGUGACAUUCUUGCCUACCGUGUA
Molecule: messenger RNA, 2163 nt
Organism: Apus apus (common swift)
Lineage: Eukaryota; Metazoa; Chordata; Aves; Apodiformes; Apodidae
Gene: CD80
Product: CD80 molecule
Exons: 5
Coding region: 7-933 (308 amino acids)
Biological process (GO): immune response; cell surface receptor signaling pathway; negative regulation of T cell proliferation
Cellular component (GO): external side of plasma membrane
Source: RefSeq, a predicted model, not a curated record